GCAAAAUCAUGGGAAAGGAUGACUGAGUUUGCUUAGACAGAAAACAAAUUUCACAUGUUUGUAAUUUCUUGAUAACAGAACCUGUUUUAUUGUAACCAAGAAAGGGAAAAACAUCAGAGGAAGGGUGACCCAAUCGUUGGUGUAAAAUGAAUGGAUCCGACUUGACAACAAGGGCUGACGCUGGGUAUGAGGCAAAGACGUACACUCCGUUUCGCAAUUCACCUCGUCCAAUCUCCGUCUUCGACAAACGCUCCUGUAUUACACAACAUUGAUCAUUAAAAAUAACAUGACAAGUAGUUUCUUGAACCAAACAACCAACAGAAACCAAAUGACAGUGCAAGUUUGGGACAUAUAAAACAUUAUGGAGAACCAAACUGAGAGAGUGGGAGAUAAGCACACGCUUCCCUUUUUGCUCGCCUGGAUACGAGAACCGUCAGGGACAAAUAGACUGAGGAGUCAUAUCCUCAAUACGAAAUAAAUGAGACAAGGUUCCUGUCAUAUGGUGCGAUGCACCACUAUCAAUCAACCAAUCACAAGAUAUAGAAUUCAUCAUCAAUAUCUUUGAAGUGGCCAAACAAAUACCUCAAAGUGUAACCAACUACUCACACUAGCAAAUUGGCCAGACAAAAUCCAAUUGGUCCAAAGAUUAACCUAACAUGUUGAACUAAAAAAAAUUGCGAGUGGAUAUACUCCCUUGAAUUUGCUGCUGUGUGGCCAAUUUGAAAUCCAACUAAAGAAUACUUUCACAAAACAAUAUUGCAAGUGGACUGUGCAAUUCUUUUCGACGAACUUUGACGACUGACCAAAGGAUCUGGCGAUAAUUGACGGCUGGACGACGGCGAUCUCCUUCGCAGAGAUGGCGACUUGGACUUGAUGCGUUGGGCUACUGAUUGGCGACGAUCGGAGAACUCAAUCGGCGCGAUGGACGCGGAGACUGCAACGGGGCCGACGUCUGGAGACCCGCGACCACAACUAAGGCGAACGAUCGCGACUGGCCGGAGACUCGCGACCGUAACAGGGACGGGCGAUCGGCGAUUUGGGCCCGGCGUCUUGGACGGGGACGCACGACAGGGACACCGACGGCCGAUCGAAAACAGGGACGGACAAAACUAGUUUGAGGAAUAUCACAGAAAACUCUCUGAUACCAAAUUUUGGAACUGAAAUGCUUGUUUGAUUCAUUGAUACAAAGACCUAUAUAAAUGUACACGGGAGAUAGAUACGAGGAACCCUCUGCUUCCACACUCUUCUUUCUUCCUCAAUUGCAUUUCCUCUUUUUAGGGUUUAUCCCCACUGUCUAUAGAUCUCGACUGUGUCGGCUGCCCUCAAAUCAUGUAAGCUAGGAAGCUGUGAUGGAUUGAGGUCAAUUCCCAGAUGGUUAUUACGGACUGGUGCGAUCCAAUGGCGAGAAGAACUCCGAAGAAGGUCUGGCUUUGCUCUCAAAUGUCGGUGGGAUUACUCGUGGGUGGAAAUCACACCUCCUCCAGGUUUUGCACCCGCUAAAUCCUCCUUCUCCUCCCCGUUUGGCUUCAAUUCCCCUAAUUUUUCAUCGAAUCUGAGUUUCUACUCGAGAAUUCUGCUUUGGAACGAGCUCUCUCUUUCUAGAUCUGGAAAAAAACAGAGGUUUCAGGAAUCAAUUAAGGAGAUUUGUGAUUGAGUUUUGAUUAAGAGACAUAUAUAGAGAUGGAUUUGAAGGCCUUCAAAUGGCAAGUUCUUCGCGGUUCGCUGAUGAGGCGUUUGCUUCUCAAAAUGUUGAUGUUUGGGGCUGGAGUCGUAAUCGUAUCGCUCGUCCAAUUGGGGCAUGAUGUCCAGUUCUCUGAUCCGUGGAUGCCGAGUACUGAUAAUAAUGGAUGCGGUCUGAAUUUCAGCUUGAGCCGUAGCUUCUUCAAGCUCGCAUAUGCAUUUGGGGUGGUUUCGAUUCCUUGCAGAGAGAAUCGGGCUUUGGCGAAGAACGUGUUCGAGGAGCUGAUGGUAACCAGCUUCUUGGACUCUGAUGUGAAGUCACUCUGUGUUGGAGAGGGUGCGGAUGAAGCCGUGUUGGCCUUGAGAGAGUUGGGAUUCUCAGAUGUUUCGGCUGUUGACCGCCACCCGUUCUUCUCCCUCGCGAAGAGGAGGUUCGUGUACGAGCUCGAUUACGACGACGGGGCUUUCGACUUCGUGUUCUCCGGAGACCUCGGCAGGGUGUCGGUCCCCGCCCUCCUCGUGCUCGAGAUCGAGCGGGUCCUACGCCCGGGCGGGUCCGGGGCCGUGCUUCUCGGCACCCACGGUUUCUACUCGGGAAACCUAGUCACGCACGCCACGCCUGUCUCCUCGUUCUUGAAGAGCUCCGACGUGGCGCGCGUGGGUGCUGUGGGCCCCUUCACCCUCGUCCUCUUCAAGAAGAGGCUCGAAGAAAGCGACGCGAUGUCGCUCUUCGAGCGGUUCAAGCUACCCGACCGUUGCCCGUCGGUCGCAAACAACAAACCCCUCAUCCCAUUCCUCGAGCCCCUCGUCAACGAUGACGAGACGAACAUCUCUUACUUGCCCCGCUACACGAACGUCUCCUCGAGGAACAAGCUCGUCUAUAUAAACGUGGGAGCGGGAGAGCUCGUGGACACGGCGAUUACGACGAUGUUGAAUUCGAGCUACCCUUUUCCCCGCCAAGCGCUAGACGCUUACGUCAUCGACCACAACGCGUACGCCCUCUCGUUGUAUGUGAAGACUCCGGGGAUCACGUUCGUGUACCACCCGGGGCUCGCGGGGGAGGAGGAGAUGGAGCAAGACAUCAACUACACCGACGAGGAUCUCGAGGACGAGGAGGACGAGUUUGAUUUCGUCCGUUGGUUCAACGAGACGGUGAGUGGGGAAGAAGAGCCGCCGUUCGUGGUGCUCAUGAUGAACGCUCGCCCGGUGGAGCUGCAGAUUCUCGACGAGCUGUUCAGGACCGGUCUGAUAUGCCACGUCGACGAGCUCUUCCUCCGCUGCUCGGACACCACCGUGUGGAAGCCGGCACGGUGUGGGGAUUGCGUGAGCCUCUUGAAGAGCCUCAGAAACAGUGGCGUCUUUGCUCACUGGUUUUGAGGCAUUGUUUUCAUCUUGUUUGUUUUUAACUGUACUGUCUUUUUGUUACAUCUGUUUGUGUUUGAGUGUCUGUUUGAGAGAAUAAAUGCAAGGGUGAAAGCGGUAGAUCCUAUAUGUGAUCUAUACCACUCUUAGCUUGUGGAGUCAAUUGUGUGCUAUGUUUUUCUUGGGUGUUUGGUUGUUGCCAAACAGCCCCUUAAUGUUAUUCCUAUCUUAUGUAUCAAUGUUAUGCUUUUUUGGUACUUUUUUUUUGAGUAAAUUCCAUAAAAGGUCUCCAGUUAU
This is a messenger RNA of Cuscuta campestris, 3339 nucleotides long. Lineage: Eukaryota; Viridiplantae; Streptophyta; Magnoliopsida; Solanales; Convolvulaceae. The record is from the annotation of a GenBank genome assembly.